This is a messenger RNA of Nanorana parkeri, 427 nucleotides long. RefSeq names its product phospholipid scramblase family member 5-like. Bases 74 to 427 code for a protein of 117 amino acids. The record is from RefSeq and is a predicted model, not a curated record. Gene Ontology annotation, cellular component: plasma membrane. Gene Ontology annotation, biological process: plasma membrane phospholipid scrambling. Gene Ontology annotation, molecular function: phospholipid scramblase activity. The transcript has 5 exons. Lineage: Eukaryota; Metazoa; Chordata; Amphibia; Anura; Dicroglossidae.
CCAGAACAGACAGGAAGUGCUGAAGUUUAGCAGACCCUACCGUGAGGAUGUUUGCUGCUUGUUCUGCUGCCUCAUGGUCAUCAGAGUGUUCAACUCAUCUAACAGUCUCGUAGGCUUCGUGCAGCAGAAGUGGAGCUUGUUUAGUCCAAGCCUCUCAGUGCACAACUCAGAAGGAACAAGAACAAUGGACAUUAGUGGCUCCUGGAGUGCAGCUCGUUGUCAUACUGAGCAGGAAUUCCAAGUCACAUCUCUGGAAGGACAACUUGUGGCGAUCAUUUGGAAGAGGUGGCCAGGAUUUAAUGAGGAUUAUAACAUGGAUCAUGAUUUCUUUGGCCUGGAUAUUUCAGCCUCUCUCAGUCCAACUGACAAGGCCCUUCUUUUAGCUGCAACAUUUUUACUGAACUACAUGUUUUUUGAGAUGAGCUGA